AUGGGUUAUCCACUUUUGACAUUGUGUCUGCUUGUUGCUUUAUCUAUCAAUGUAAAGGCAUGGGAUGCCGGAGCAAUAAUUGGACGUACGAACGUACUCAAACCUGUAAAAUACUUAGUGACAAUUAAACGCGAAGGCAAACCUGUUUGCCGUGGUGGAAUUAUUGGGUCUCAGGUUAUCCUCACAGCUGCUAGCUGUUUUUUGGACAAAACUUUUAACGAUUUUAUUCCAGGAUCGUUAAGUGUCAUUGCUGGAUAUGAUAAUGCAACUGUCGUUGCUGACGUGGCAAAGAUUUACAUUCCUAAGGGUGAAGUGAACAUUGCCGUAUUAAAGCUGAAACAACAAAUCAACCUCCAUGAUAGUAGGAAACCCCUUCAACGAUUGUCUUUACCUAAAAAAAUUCGAGGUGGUAUUUAUAAAAACUACUUGAACAAGAAAGUCAAGAUUGCGACUUUUGACGAAGAUGACAGCAUCACUUUUCCAUAUUUGCUUGGUGUAAAGGUUACUGAUGAAGUACAAUGUAUUAAAAGAUGGAAUCGUUAUGUUCAGACAACUGAGUUAUGUGCAAAAAUUGAAGACGAAGGUUAUGCGCCUAUGAGAGUUUGCGAUACUGACCUGGGAACUCCACUGGUAUUCUAUAAUAAAGUAAUUAUUGGAAUAACGAUAGUACCACCAAACCGAUGUGUUCUCAACGGCGAACCAUUCAUUUACACGCGUGUCUCAUCUUUUGUGCCCUUCAUCAAAGCCGUCAUAGAAGUUAGAGCUCGUAUGAAUGGCGAAGAAAUUGUGGGUGGCGUAGCAACAGAACGCCAUGAGAUCAAAUACCAGAUUUCUAUGCAAGUUUUGGGAAUUGAAUGGUGUGGAGGAAGUAUCAUCGAUGAAAAGUUCGUAUUGACAGCCGCUCAUUGUGUUGUAGAUGAAGACAAUGAAUUUCUGAUUCAUUAUCCAUUUAAAGUUGUGGCCGGGAUAAAUGAUGUUAAUGAUGAAGAUGAGGAUAAGAUCGAAGUUGACGUUGAGAAAAUUUAUAUUCCUGCUACCUACAGUAAACAAACGAAAACUUCUGUAGGUGAUAUUGCCGUGGUAAAGGUGAAACAAAAAUUUGAUUUAGGACCCAACUCUAACUUAAAAAAAUUAGCAUUACCACCAUCCACUGAGAAACGACUCACAUGCAUGAAUUCAUACGUUGAUACUGAACCUCUGAUUUCUGGUUUUGGUUGGGAUGAAGUUACCUUGAUUCCCCAUCAAACUGCCGAUAAUAAAACCAAAUACGAAGAAGAUGGUACAGCAAAAGGCAAAUUACUCAAGGCAAAAGCUUUAGUAAUUGCUAAUUCAGAAUGUCAAAUCUUCUACAAGAAGUAUGUGAUUCACGACAGUCAAAUUUGUGCUAAACUUAUACAACAUCCUGUAAAUGUACAUCAGGGCGUAUGUUCGGGGGAUAGUGGAAGUCCUCUUGUAUUGAAGGAUGUUCAGAUAGGAUUAGUGAGUUUUAAUUAUCUUGGUUGUAAUGACAGAAAACGACCUGCUGUUUACACCAGAAUAUCGGCAUAUAUUAAUUUUAUUAAUAAAGCCAAAAGAGAUAACGUCACUGUAGACAUGCGUUCUCAAGUUUGGUCUGAUGAUACCUAA
This is a messenger RNA of Phymastichus coffea, 1626 nucleotides long. RefSeq lists its product as uncharacterized. The transcript is spliced from 7 exons. Gene Ontology annotation, biological process: proteolysis. Bases 1 to 1626 code for a protein of 541 amino acids. Lineage: Eukaryota; Metazoa; Arthropoda; Insecta; Hymenoptera; Eulophidae. The record is from RefSeq and is a predicted model, not a curated record. Gene Ontology annotation, molecular function: serine-type endopeptidase activity.